This is a messenger RNA of Eublepharis macularius, 2785 nucleotides long. RefSeq names its product tRNA splicing endonuclease subunit 54 (gene TSEN54). Gene Ontology annotation, biological process: tRNA-type intron splice site recognition and cleavage. Bases 32 to 1624 code for a protein of 530 amino acids. The record is from RefSeq and is a predicted model, not a curated record. Gene Ontology annotation, cellular component: tRNA-intron endonuclease complex. Lineage: Eukaryota; Metazoa; Chordata; Lepidosauria; Squamata; Eublepharidae. The transcript has 11 exons.
UGCACGGAGGCGGGGGCGGCGCACGCGCCUAAUGGAGCCUGAGCUGCGCCCUCGCGCGAGCGGACACUUGCUCAGCCCAGCAGAGCUACUGGCAGUUCGCACACGUGAUCACAAGAUUCCUCAACGAUCGCAUGGCCAGAAAGAUUUUAUGCCUGAUGGCUCAGAAGAACAACAGGAGAAGCUGUGCCAGUGCCGUGAUGAACAGUGGCAGCUCCUGCGGGAGGAGCGUGUGGAGCGAUUGGGAAGUCUGGUCAAAGCUGAAUGGAAGCCUCUGGAGGGUAUUGUAGAGCUAAAAUCGCCUGCUGGGAAAUUCUGGCAUACCAUGGGAUACACAGAGCAUGGAAAGCAAUGCUUGCUGCCGGAGGAAGCACUGUAUCUUCUGGAAUGUGGCUCUAUUCAGCUUUUCUACAAAGACUUGCCCUUGUCAGUCCAGGAAGCCUAUGAGAAUCUGCUGUCCCAGAUGUCAGUGAGUCUGCUGAAGUACCAGGUAUUCAGCCACUUGAAGAGGCUUGGUUACAUUGUGCAGAGAUUCCGAUCUAGCACCAUUGCAACACCUUACGAGCAGCAGCUGAAUCUGGAUAGCCACUAUCAGAAUGCUGAAAAAAAACAUCACAAGAGGAAAAGGAGCUCCAGCCCUUGGUUGCAUGGCAAGAAACCCAAGACAUCAGAGAGAACUCAGGAAUAUGCACAGCCACCCCAAAAGGAUAAGAGGCACCAUGAGAGCUCUAGCCACCCAGUGUCAGAUGGAGGAAGUUUACCUGAGGAGAAGGUAAAAGAAUCUGAUUCUGGAGUUGCGGUUGAGGAGACAAUCCCAACUGCUAGUGAUGCAGUACAAUGUUAUCAGUCUCCACCAGUUUGCAUGGAAGACCACCAUGAGAGUUCCACCACGACCUCUUUGGAAAGUCAGGGUGACACCUGUCCAUCUCGCUGGAAUUUCACCACCAUUACUUUCCCCAACAUGGGUGCCGAUUGCCCACAAACUGUCCUGCUACAGCCUGAUAAAAGGCUCCUCCCAGAGAAUGUAACUGCACGGGAGGUCGAUGCAACCAGGUGGCGCAAGAGACUCAACCAGAAGCAUGAGAAGCUGUCUCACAAGGAGCGGGAGCACCUUGAGUGGGAGAGAAAAUACAAAAGCAGUAUCAAUGAGGAUAAGGAGGUCAGGCAGUGCUCCACCUGGCAAGAGUACAAGGCUCUUCUGAAAAAGAAGAGACAACAGAGGGAGAAGAACUGCCCAGCACACUUCUGGAAGCAGACCGUCACCCCACUUCUGAAGCCAGAUCAAGGUCUUUCAACAGCUGAUGUCCUCCAGCAGAUCAGUGUGCUCCAGCCUUCCCACAUCCUGGAUGGAGCAUCCCAGCUACAGAACAAUUCCAUAGCUAUGAAGAUAGAUUUUGACGUAUAUCCAGCAGACACAGCUUCUAGUUUUAAGAAGAAUAAACCCGGGAAGCCUUUUGUCCGGAUGUGUGUUCGGAGCUUUGACGAGCAGAUCCCAACCCUGAGGGCAGUGAAACAGCUUGCUUAUCAAAGUGGAGAUGUGCCAGUGGUAUUUGCCUUAGUAGACAAUGGGGACAUUGCUUUCUGUUCUUUUAAGGAGUUCAAGCUGCCUGUUGACGUAUACCCCUGAUUCUUGCUGCUAUCACCUGGUGAAGCAUUUUUAGGACUGGGCUGUCUCCUCUGCAUGUGUAUAAAAUGUACUCAGGGCUUUGCUCAGCUUGAUUUUGUGUAGAAUCUCCAACUACCAAUAUUGUCCCAUCAGCGGAUGCACAAGAAACCUGCUCAUUCUUGAAAGCUAAGGGCAGUUCCAACACGUUCUUCCUUUACAGCAUCACCUCAAUACUUCCUGGCCGUAGAUGUUCAGCUAAUUUUAUUUUUGUAACUAACCGGUCCUUGAGUUUUAAUAUGAUUCGACUGAUAUUAUCUAAAUUUUCUUUUUGUACCUAUAGAAUGCACUCUGGUCGACUGAGAACCAUUAUAUUAAAGCAAUACUGAAUGGUAUUCAGAAAUCUUCCUGUACAUUCACUAAUCCAGUUGGGCUUUUAAUGGUAUCUAAUAACUGCGGCACCAGCACUUGUCAUACACUUUGUGUGUUUGAUGUCUGGGAGGGCAGGGGUAGGGAAAAAGUCUCCACAACAGGAUUUUGCCACUGGAUGGAUCCCUUUGCAUUUAGAAACACCUAGAGGAUUGCCAUUUUGGUCUGAGAUGUGUUAUCAGUGAUCCACCAAUUGGCAAGACAGAGAUAAUAAUGUUCUGAUUUAACUUCAGAGCUGGUAAGCUUAGGAGGACAGCCUCCUGUUGCUGGGUCGGUAGGUAAUUCUUCUGCCGAGGAAGAACAGCCAAGGAAGAUGAUGAUGAUUGUGGAAAGAUCUCCAAAAAUCCAUGGCAAUAUGCUACCAUGCCUAUUCAUAAAGCUAUCGAAUCUUGAAUUAUUUGAAGUACAAGUCACGAUUAUUGGCACUACCAUGCUCAGUUUCUGCAUUUUCAGGGUGCAAUCAGGAGAUAUACUGGAAAAGCAAAACUUGUACAACAUUGAUUGAGCCACUCCCUGAUGAGAGUCAUGCUCCUGUUCUGCUGGCUGUAUCACCAAUUUUAUUAUGGAGCUCUUUUCAGAUUCACAGCGUCUCUAAAAUUAUUGUGCUAUAUGGAACCAUCUCCAGUGUUACCUGGGUUAAAGGAACUGGUUAUUUUGUGAUUUUUUUAAUUGGAACUUUCACAAAGGAGUUUAGGAAGCAGCUUUAUAUAUUUUGUUGGAUUUGGGAAGCUAAAGCAAUAAAAUACCCUUCUUGCA